Messenger RNA from Cynoglossus semilaevis (tongue sole), 3990 nucleotides. RefSeq names its product zinc finger and BTB domain containing 11 (gene zbtb11). Gene Ontology annotation, cellular component: nucleus. Bases 268 to 3753 code for a protein of 1161 amino acids. Gene Ontology annotation, molecular function: DNA-binding transcription factor activity, RNA polymerase II-specific; protein binding; DNA binding. The record is from RefSeq and is a predicted model, not a curated record. Lineage: Eukaryota; Metazoa; Chordata; Actinopteri; Pleuronectiformes; Cynoglossidae. Gene Ontology annotation, biological process: regulation of transcription by RNA polymerase II. The transcript has 10 exons.
AAUGACGACACUCUUCCGCUAGUAAUUACGCAGCUUCCGGUUGUGCUGCAGCCAUUUUGUCUGCUCGGGUAAGCCUAACUCUGUCGUUGAUGAACUGCAGUUCCACCCUUAAAAACAAUUUUAAAUGUGGCUGUUUUUUAUAUUUUAAGUUUUAAUUAAUCUGAACAUUGAUUAAAAUUUAUUUCUCUAUUUUCCAUGUCCCAAGAAGGCAUUUCCUUUUAGGAUAAAGUCCUAUUUAAGUAUAAACCGCGCAUAUGCAACGACGACAUGUCGUGUGAAGAAAGCUACUUAGCUAUCGUUCGCUAUCUGACUGAUGAGCAGGAGCCAUACGCCCCGGGAACGCCAGGCAACACCAAAAGGAAAAUACGCAAGGCGGCGGCCUGCUAUGUCGUGAGGAACGGAACUCUAUUUUUUCAACGUCGCCUGAAGGGGCAGAACGAAUUUACAGAGCUUGAAGUGGUGCUGCAAGAAGACCGGAGGAAGGAGCUCAUCAUCCAGGCGCACAUCACGGAAGCGGGAGAGCACCUUAACCAACAAUUCACCUGGGAUUACAUCUCCCAGAAGUACUGGUGGAGAGGUAUCCUGAAGCAAGUUAAAGACCACAUUAAACAGUGUGUCCAAUGUCAGACAAAGCGGAUUGCAGAUGAUGGAAGUCGACUGUUUUCCCAGCCAAAGAGAGCUAAAGGAGGUGUUGUCAUCAAUGAUGAAGAAGAGGAGGAAGAAGAAGAUGACGAAGACAAAGACGAAUCCUUAUUCGGAUUGGAGACAUCUUCUCAUCAAAAAUCCAACAUGUCCAAGCAUGAACUAGUCUUUGUAGACAGCAAGGGCGAGGUGAAUCAGUUUUUGUCCAAACAUAGUCAGACGCUGUUGGACAAACUCAACCAACAACGCCUGAAUAAUCAAUACUGUGACAUCACGCUGCUCAUUGAAGGAGAGGAGUUCCGAGCACACAAAGCUGUUCUGGCAGCAUGCAGCGAAUACUUUCAUGAACUCUUUUUUGAGAAGGGAGCUGCAUCUACACAUGAAGCUGUGGUUGACCUUAGCUGUUUCAGUAAAACCUCUUUCCUGCCACUGCUUGAGUUUGCAUACACUUCCACCCUCACUUUUAAUUUCUGCGUCAUGGCAGAUAUUGCCACCCUUGCCCGACAUUUGCUGAUGACCGAGGUUCUGCAGAUAUGUGAGUCUGUGCACAAGCAAGUGGAAGAACAAAAGUUGACAGUGUAUCAAAAAGGGGACGUGCACACUGUAGUGUCAACCCACAUGUCCUCCCAGGACGAAGUUAAGAAUGAGUCUGGGGAAUACAUGGUGGCAAUACAUAGUGACGGCAGCAACGUGCUGACCCAGAGUGCUGCAGUGGUAGCGGGUGAAGCCUUGGCUUUUGUUGAAUCUUCGGGCAAAGGUUUCAUUGAGCAACCGCUUGCAUUUAUUGCUGAAGCUGUAGAGGGAGUCCAUGUGCAUAGAGGAGAGGAGGACGAGAGCGAAACAGUGACUCUUAUUGCUCCCAGUGAGCAUGUUAAGCCAGGAGAGACUGUUACUCUUAUCUCACACAGCACAGAAGGAAUGGAAGGUGAGACGAUGACGGUGGUCACCCACAGUGGACAGGCCGGAGCCAGUGAGUCCCUUGCUGUGGUGUCCGCCUGCCUUGCCAUGGAGCAACCGCAGACAGCUGAAGGUGAAGCGUCCGUAAUUGACGUUGACCUAAACGAAACAAACCCCCCAGACGUCACUAAAGUGGAAUCCGUAGCUGCUGAAACAUCCGUAUUGCCACCAAACACACCAGAUGUAGCACCCGCGCCUCAAAAACGCAAACGCGGUCGGCCGGCCAAGGUGAAGAAGCCGGUGGAGAUGGAAGAGGUUGUACCACUCGCAGAAGAGGAAGGUCCUGCCUUUGAUGAAAGCCUUGCAGACAAGCAGGAAAUGGCAUCAGAUGACCCAAACAGAAGACGACUUCGGCAGCGUUCCAUUGGUGAGGGAGGUUAUGUCCGUCUUCAUAUGGGACUGGAGAACGAAGAGGAGGCAAAGAUGGGCACGAGCCCUUUACGAACCGCACCUGCAAAGGUUGGCACCAAGCCUGGAAAGAGAGGAAGACCACCAAAGCAACCCGUGGAAGUACUUUGCUCCGAAUCAGGAGCAGAAGCUGAGACCAUCAUGACGGAAGACCCAGCAGCAGCAGGAGAUGUGACGGUUGAAGAUGAUGUAGUAAAGCCGGAUAAGAGCCCUGAUGACUCCCCAGCAGAAGACGCUAGCGCUGAAGGCAAGCACACCUGCUCAGAGUGUGGCAUGUCCUUCCAACGACGCUACUCCCUCAUUAUGCAUUCGCUAAAACAUGAGAAAUCUCGUGGCUACCAAUGUAGCCUUUGCAGUAAGGAGUUCCAGUAUGCUGCCUCACUCCGCGCCCACCUGGCUCGACAUAAGCAGCAGAGCAUCCAUCGAGCUCCGAUCGGCAAACCCUCAGUGGGUCUGAACUCCGAGGGGAAGGCGGGCCACCUGGAAGACAAGAAAUCGUCAGCGCACACCAGGAGAGAGUUUGUGUGUGACAUCUGUGGAAAGACCUUACCAAAGCUGUACUCCCUGAGGAUCCACAUGUUAAGUCACACAGGUGUACGCCCCCACUCCUGUAAGGUCUGUGGAAAAACCUUCACCCACAAACACAGCCUGAAGAUGCACAGGGCACUGCACGAUGUCACCAAACAGUUCCAGUGUAAACUGUGUCAGAAGUACUUCGUGAGCAAGAGAAACAUGGAGGAACACACCAGUCUUCACACAGGUGAAUCUAAGUACCUCUGCAACACGUGUGGAGCAACUUUCCAUCGAGCCUCGGCUCUGAGCAAACACAUGAAGAAGCACCAGCCCAAACCAGACGUCCGUCCGUUUGGCUGCGCUCAUUGCGAUAAGAGAUUCUUUGAACUGAAAGAUCUCCAGCAGCACAUGAACAAACACAUGGGCCUGAAGCCUUUCCAGUGUCAGGUGUGUGGGAGGUGCUACAGCUGGAAGAAGGACUGGUACUCACACGUGAAGUCCCACAGUGUUGCUGAGCCUUUCAAGUGUAACGUGUGCGUGAAAGAGUUCUAUGAGAAGGCCUUGUUCAGGAGACACAUGAAGAAGGCCACACAUGGGAAGAAGGGCCGAGUCAAACAGAACCUGGAGAGAGAGUGUGAGCAGUGUGGAAGAAAAUUUACCCAGCUGCGAGAGUACAGGCGCCACAUCAACAACCACCAGGGAGUGAAGCCAUUUGAAUGUCUAACUUGUGGCGUGGCGUGGGCCGACGCCCGCUCUCUGAAACGUCACGUCCGUACGCACACAGGAGAGAGGCCCUACGUUUGCCCUGUGUGCCAGGAUGCUCACAUUGACGCACGUACGCUGCGCAAACACAUGGCCAAGUACCACAGCGACAGCCUGCCCAGCAAGAUAAUGCUGGAUAAAGACACACUACAGUUUCACAACCAGGGCACGCAGGUGGAGCACGCCGUCAGCAUCCUGGCAUCUGACCUGCCUCCUGAGCUCCGACCUGCCCAGCAACCUCUCUCAGAGGAAAUAGAGACAGUGCUGAUCACAGACGAGACCGUGGAAGCCGUGGAGGCCGUCCAGGCCGUUGGCGACGGCUCAAUGUCCACACUGUCGGAUCAGGGCAUCAUGCAAGUCGUGAACUAUGUCCUCGCCCAACAGGCAAUUACGGGACCCAAGCUCGACGAAACACCUGAGGUGAUUCAGACCAUGGAGGUGGAGGUGUCUCAUGUAGCUGAAGUUGAAUAACUUUGUAGCAACACUGUAGUCGCUUUGACAGAUCGCUGUUUGCUACAGACUGAAAAUAUGUCAAAAUAUGCUUAUUUUUCUGAACCUGUACAUAAUGUAAGCAAACCACGACCUUUAAUUCAUGCAAAACUGUAUGUUUGAUUGGGUGCUUGUUCACAAUUCCAUUUGUUUUUGUGUAAAUAUAUAUGCGAUAAAGUCAUGAAUAAACCACCAAGUGGCCAAACAAAGGUAAAACAA